CUUUGCUCUUUAACUUUAUAUAUCUACACAGUAUUUUCCGAAUUUAGGGUUUUAGUCUCCAGCCACCCGAAGAAGCCCUGCAAUAACGACAAUGGCCACUCAGAUCAGCAAGAAGAGAAAGUUCGUUGCCGAUGGUGUCUUCUACGCGGAGCUUAAUGAGGUCUUGACUAGAGAGCUCGCGGAGGAUGGUUACUCUGGUGUUGAGGUCCGUGUCACCCCCAUGCGUACCGAAAUCAUCAUUAGAGCCACUCGUACUCAAAACGUCCUCGGUGAGAAGGGGAGGAGAAUCAGGGAGCUGACAUCUCUUGUUCAGAAGAGAUUCAGAUUUCCUCAAGACAGCGUUGAGCUUUACGCUGAAAAGGUCGCCAACAGGGGUCUCUGUGCCAUUGCUCAGGCUGAGUCUCUCCGCUACAAGCUUCUUGGUGGUCUUGCUGUUCGUAGAGCCUGCUAUGGUGUUUUGAGGUUUGUUAUGGAGAAUGGAGCUAAAGGAUGCGAAGUCAUUGUGAGUGGAAAACUCCGUGCAGCACGUGCUAAGUCAAUGAAGUUCAAGGAUGGUUACAUGGUUUCCUCUGGUCAACCAACCAAGGACUACAUUGACUCUGCAGUGAGGCAUGUUCUUCUUAGACAGGGCGUGCUAGGAAUCAAGGUGAAGAUCAUGCUUGACUGGGACCCUACGGGCAAAACAGGACCGAAGACACCAUUGCCUGAUGUGGUGAUCAUCCAUGCUCCAAAGGAAGAUGUUAAGUACACAUCUGCUCCGGUUGAUGCUGCUCCGGCUGCUCUUGUCCCGGAAGCUCCGUUAUUGACCACGGAUUACCCAGAAAUGCCAGUGGCUUAAGAAGCCUAUUUUUGGGGACAGUACCAGUUGACAAGUUUGCUCAUGUUUUUCUAGUAUUAUUAUAUAAAGUUCUGGGGAUUGAAUUAACUUUUAAGGAUUAUAGUUAUGUUUUUGCGUAUUGGUUUCUCUAAAUUUUAUUUAUCUAUCAACGAUUUGGUAUUUCAAAUGAAACUGUGUUUUUCAGUUAUUGUGUAAUGAACAUGUUUAUAAUUUCUUUCAAAACCUUCUUUCUGUAACGGGUUAUAGAAGAUUGGUUGCGUCUUUGAAUACCCUCUAUAGCCCAUUUUCGGAGAGGUCA
Messenger RNA from Thlaspi arvense, 1136 nucleotides. The record is from the annotation of a GenBank genome assembly. Lineage: Eukaryota; Viridiplantae; Streptophyta; Magnoliopsida; Brassicales; Brassicaceae.